Molecule: messenger RNA, 1596 nt
Organism: Cercopithifilaria johnstoni
Lineage: Eukaryota; Metazoa; Nematoda; Chromadorea; Rhabditida; Onchocercidae
Source: the annotation of a GenBank genome assembly
AUGGGCAAGAAGGGGAAACGAAUGAGUCGAAAAGGAAAACAGCGUAAGUUCUACGCUAAACAACAGGAUUGGCCUACAUUUGGUCAUUCAUCCGAGAGCGAAAUGUCAAGUAAUGAAGACGCCUCUGCCUAUUCAGCUCGGAACAUAAACUGUGCAGCAUGUCUUAAUCUCGGACAAUCCUCUAUUCUUUCGAAAGUCCGAAAAUCAGUGCUCAAAAUUUCCGUUUCGUUUUCCCUUUCCCGAUGCUUUUUAUUUCCAUGUGACAAACCAAACGUGACGGAAAUUAUGGAUAUGCUGAGAACAUCAAGGCCAACUAUGGAAACUAUCCAACGAAGUUUCCAGCUUUUCAAUGUCCUCGUGGAUAAUUACGAUCCCCCAGUUAACGAAAUCCUUCGUGAAGGAUUGGAUGUGAUUUUGGUUGAGGGAAUGCAGUUCAAGAAUGUUUUGAUCCAGUACUACGCUACACAUGCUUUGUUGGUACUUGUAAAAUACAUGACAGAAGAACAAUUGAAAAUUUUGAUACCACGAGGAUUAAAAGAAGGAAUCAAAGCUGUUCUGGACCGUGAUGUUUUUUUGGUCGUCCAGGAGGGUAUUGAAGCGUGUUCACAAAUAGCAAUCAAGAGUUCUAAUCUGCGCGAUGAUGUUGCUAAUUGGGGUUCUUUACGUGUAUCGGAAUUGCUAGCACGGCAUCACUCUGAGAUAUCGCUUGAAUUCACGAACUCAGUUACAUCCUUUCUACAAGACUUGUGCUACCAUAAACCCAUUCCGGAAUUUGUUCUAGAAUGUCUUGCAAGCAGUGCUCGUUUUCUUUUGCAACAUGAGGACGGGAAAACCCGUGCAGCUGUUUUGAACAUUGUGAUUGAAGUCACUCGUAACAAAGAUUUUGUUAUCACAUUUGAACAUAGCUAUGUGAGAAAUAUUCUUCAAUUUUUGGACAGCGUAAUUGAAAUUGAAGCCGCAUCGGCAUUUUUCAUCGUUGGGUACUUUGUAAAACAGCAUAGCAGCAACACUAGUGCCGUUCUUCAAAUGGGACUGAUUAAGAAGAUCGUGCCCUUUCUCGCUCGUCAUUCAGCUCCAGAGAUCGGUUUUGAAGCUUGUUCAAUUCUUCGAAAUCUUCUGUCCAAAAAAAAAUACAUAAAAUACGUGGGAUCCAUGGUGGACUCUGGACUUGUGCUGCUGCUUCUUAAGCUCCUGGAUGACGGUACCCCAAUUUACAAAGAUGUGGCUUGUAUCACGUUACGUUCGUUGAAUGAGAUGUGGAAGCCCAGAUACGCAAUUAAGCUGGCUGAUGCGAAACACAUCAGGAUAAUGUGUAACAUCCUCAAGAGUUCAAACACCGAACAUGUUGCGUGCGUUGUUGUCUUAAUACAUUCUGCUUUGAAAGCAUGCUAUGCUUUAAAAGCUUACUGUGAACUGAAGCAGGCAAAGGACUUAAUCAAAGAGUUGGAAGCUUAUGAGUGUAUCGCAGAAUUUGUCGACAGUACUCGUGAAGACAUUUCGUUAAAUUAUUUGGCUAAUGAACUGUACGCUCUUUAUCUAAAUGACGUAAAAGUAGAUUUUGAUGAGGAGAAUAAUGCAAAAAUUGAAGAAGCAUAG